Oryza brachyantha (malo sina) is the source of this 3599-nucleotide messenger RNA. Its product is annotated as protein STICHEL-like 2. Gene Ontology annotation, cellular component: nucleus; DNA polymerase III complex; DNA replication factor C complex. Bases 236 to 3154 code for a protein of 972 amino acids. The transcript has 8 exons. The record is from RefSeq and is a predicted model, not a curated record. NCBI's taxonomy places the organism in Eukaryota, Viridiplantae, Streptophyta, Magnoliopsida, Poales, Poaceae. Gene Ontology annotation, biological process: DNA repair; DNA-templated DNA replication. Gene Ontology annotation, molecular function: ATP binding; ATP hydrolysis activity; DNA-directed DNA polymerase activity.
GCUCAGCUCCACUGCUCGGUCACCCACACACACCUCAGCUCGAGGCGACCUUGCUUUCCUGCCGUUGCGGCCGCCGCCGCCGCGCUUCUUCCCUCAACCCGUGCGGCCGGCGAGGCUUGGGUUUCAAUGCGAGGUGCCUGCAAAUGGUGACAAUACAGCUAGUCCUAAUGAAGAAAAGUACCAAGACUGAAGAAUUAUAGGAUCAUAACAUAUAAUAUUACUGGGGAAAUCAGAAAUGGCAGACAUGAGGCGCCACUCGGUAGAUGUUCCACUGUCAAGAACAUUGGUGCAGCUCAAGAGGGUGAGGUCGCUGCGGGAUCCAGCAACAAACUCUUUGAGCAAGUAUGCAUCUCCUUCUGACAAUAUGAUCUGGGAGACCGCUUCUAGCAAUGGAGUCGCAAUGGAGCUAGGUAGGUCAGCACAUCAUCAAUUGAUCGAAGAAGAUGGAGAUUUGGAAGCAGAAGCUACAUUGGGUUCAGAGCGGAGUUUUCGGGCACCAAAUGCAAGAUCCGCAUCAUAUAGGAAAUCUUCUGUUGUCAAGAUCAGAGGUUUAAACCCAACUAGAAAUAAGCAGGUACAUCGUGUGCGCCAAGAUGGUCAUCGCAGGUCACUGGAUUCUAGCCACUCUAAUCAUAGCUCUAUUCGACAAUUGGCGAACACUAUGGUUAACAAUGUAGCUGAUGGGAAGGAAGAAGAGGAGGAAGUGAAUUCUUAUGAGCGUGCAGUCCCCACACUGCCAGAAAAGUCUGAUGAAGAAGUCAAGAUGACAGCGUUUUCCAAAUUCAGGAACAAAUCUUCUGCUGCGAUGAGCCGUGUCGGCAGCCCUUGUAUGUCAGCCAGUGAGGCACGGUCAAUUGGGUCGAGAAGAACUGAGGAAACACGAGUCAGGUCAAAUGAUGUUGUUGGAUCAAAUUUCAGUGGGUGUGGAAUAAGCUACUGCUGGUCAGGGGCAUCAAAAUACCGUGACCUUUAUUAUGACAGUGAUGGUCCAGAGCAGCCUCUGUUGUCACCUGAGGGGACUGAUGCAGCGUUCCAAGACAAUGUACCAUACACUGAGACGCCAAGGUGUUUAAGUCAGAAAUUUCGCCCUCGAUCCUUCAGUGAGCUGAUUGGCCUCAGUGUGGUUGCUCAGUCCCUCUUAUAUUCCUCUUGCAAAGGAAAAGUUGCUCCAAUGUACUUAUUUCAUGGUCCCCGAGGUACAGGCAAGACGUCCACAGCACGGAUUUUUGCUGCAGCUCUAAACUGCCUCUCUCUGGAAGAGCAAAGGCCAUGUGGGUUCUGUAAAGAGUGUGUCAUCCUCUUCUCCGGGAGGAGUAGAGAUGUUAAAGAACUUGAUGCAGCAAAAAUGGAUCGUUUAGGUCGAGUGAAGGCACUUCUCAAGAGUGCAUCUCUUGUCCCAUACUCAUCGCGCUUCAAGGUCUUCAUAGUAGAUGAAUGCCAUCUGUUACCAGAGGAUGCUUGGUCAGCAAUACUGAAGAGUCUUGAUGAACCAUACCGGCAUACUGUGUACAUUAUGAUUACUUCUGACAUAGAUAGCCUCCCACGCACUUCUAUCACACACUGCCAGAAGUUCCAUUUUCCAAAGAUAAAGGUUGCAGAUAUUGUCUACAGGUUGGAAAGAAUCUGCAUACAGGAAGGGUUAGAAUUUGACCAUGAUGGCUUGUACUUCAUUUCUGCAAAGUCUAAUGGUUCUCUUAGAGAUGCAGAAAUAAUGCUUGAUCAACUCAGUUUGCUUGGGAAGAAGAUCACAAUUUCUCUUGUCCAUGAACUUGUAGGAUCAGUGUCCGAUGAUGAGUUGAUUGAAUUGCUUGAUCUAGCUUUGUCUUCAGACACCACCAACACAGUAAGGCGUGCUCGAGAGCUUAUGGCAUCUGCAAUUGAUCCUCUGCAGCUGGUCUCUCAAUUGGCAAACCUUAUUAUGGACAUUCUCUCGGGAAGAUGCCAGUCUGCAGUCACUGAAGUCAGCAAAGGUUUUUUGGGAAGAUAUGCAAUAGCCGAAGUUGGUAUAAAGAAACUUAGACAUGCACUGAAAAUACUAUCGGAAACUGAAAAACAGUUGAGAACAUCAAGAAAUCAGGCUACUUGGGUCACAGUUGCGCUUUUGCAGUUUGGCACCAAUGAAUCUAACCUUACUGCAGAGUCGAACGACAUGCAUGCGCAUUCAGCAAUUGGAUAUACAGAUGAUUGGGUUUCCAAGGUGAACUCAAGCUCCAAUUUCUGCCAUGCUUGCAACAGCAACAAGUCCAACUGUUCUGAGAGACACUGUAGGCGUCUUAAGCUAGAAAACAUCUGGAAGAGAGCAAUAGGAAAGUGUCAAUCAAGGUCAGCCAAAAGUUUCCUGAGGAAGGAGGGUUUCCUAUCAUCAGUCCAUGUUACUGAAGAGCUGGCUAUUGCGGAAGUUGGAUUUAGCCAUCCAGAUCACAUAUCAAGGGCAGAGAAAAUGCAAAGCCUAAUAGAAAGCACGUUACAGAAUGUUCUUGGCUGCAAUGUGGAGGUUAGAUUCAAACUUGUUCCACGACCACUGAGAAAAGAUGCUAGGUCAAAGAGACAGUCCUUUAGUCUGCUCAGCUGCUCAGGCCGGAAGCAAGAACUGUCAGAUUCGGCUGUGACGGACGAAGAUGAAGCUGGGAGGCAUGAAGCAAGAGAAACACUGUCCAAAGGCUACUCCUCUAGUCAGCAACAAUCACCAUUCAUGAUGCAACCCACUGAUUCUAAACCAACAGUUCAUGGCUGCGAGGACGAUGCUCGAAGCACCUUGACAUCAAACAGAUCCAUGACUGAUGACUUGACAAGGACAUGCAGGUCAGACACUAACUACUCAAAGGGAGCCAGUGAGCAGGGUCGUUUUGAUAGCAUCCAGGAGCCUGACCUUCAACCAAAUUGCUUCUCGCGGACAUUGAAGCUUCAGAAGAGGUUCUUCUCAUCAGAUGCUGCUCACACGAUCUGUUUGAAGAUACAGCCGCACAACAAGAUGGAUUUCCUACCUAAGAAGGAAUUUGACACUUAUUUCUGCGCAUAUGAGCCUUAUGAGCAGUGUUCAAGAUCAAAUUCGCACGCCACUUACAGCUCAAGAGAUGAUCAUUUGUGGACCAAGAAUUCUUCACGGUUUGGCUCGCAUUUGCUCUGCUGGAGGGGCACUAAGCAAGCAAUCUAAUAGAAAAUGGAUGAGCAAACUAGACGAAUCAUAUUUUAGGCUGCCUCAAUUUUUUUGCCCGAAGCCGGAAAUUGGGACACCUAUGGCAGCAAUUUAUGAGGGAAAAAUGGUGGAUUGUACUUAUUCUGGAUUGGCUGAGAUGGUUGCACUUGACCGAGUUCUUGUUCUUGGUAAAACAACCAAUGAACUUAAGUUCAAUCUGUAAGCUGCAUACUUUUUUUGAACGGGAGUAGGCUGCAUUUAGUUGGAUGUUAGUUAUGCUGAUUUGACAAGAGAUUUGUGCAACCUGUUUCCAGCUCUUUACUGUUAUUUAAAGGAAUAAUGCAAGCAGUCAGUUGUACAGCAUGGCAAUGAUUCCAGUGAUUUACUUCUGUUACUUAAUUAGAGUACCUUUUGUUGCAAAAAGGAAAAUAGAGCUGGAAAAACUUAUCAUUACCCCUUAUCU